Megalobrama amblycephala (Wuchang bream) is the source of this 1764-nucleotide messenger RNA. RefSeq lists its product as uncharacterized. Gene Ontology annotation, molecular function: acyl-CoA dehydrogenase activity; flavin adenine dinucleotide binding. Gene Ontology annotation, biological process: fatty acid beta-oxidation using acyl-CoA dehydrogenase. Bases 47 to 1345 code for a protein of 432 amino acids. The record is from RefSeq and is a predicted model, not a curated record. NCBI's taxonomy places the organism in Eukaryota, Metazoa, Chordata, Actinopteri, Cypriniformes, Xenocyprididae. The transcript is spliced from 9 exons.
GUCUAACGCGCAUGCGCAGGUCAACACUUUUGUGCAGUUUGUAAGAAUGGCACUGCGCGCUAAAGUCUUGAGAUUCAGUUUGGCUGUGAAUCGUAAUUUACCUAAAACAACUGUUGUCUGCAACAAACGGCACUUGUCUGAAAAAUCGUCCUCUAAUCCGAAAGCAUCCAUUUCUACCGAAAAUAUCGAUCAUGUUCUCUACACAGAGGAACAUUUUGCAUUAAAGUCAUCUUUGAGGAAGAUCAUCGAUCAAGAGAUCAACCCUUAUGUAGACAAAUGGGAGGAAGAAGGGCAGUUUCCUGCCCAUAAGAUCUUCAAAAUCCUGGGAAGUGCAGGAUUUCUGGGAGUCAACAAACCUGUGGAGUAUGGAGGUCUGGGAUUGGACUUCAGCUACAGCUUGGCUGUGGCUGAAGAACUGGGGAACAUCAACUGUGGAGGGAUUCCCAUGGCCAUCGGCGUUCAGAGUGACAUGGCUACACCUGCACUGGCGAGGUUUGGUUCUGCAGAGCUCAAGAGAGACUUUUUGCAGCCCUCCAUAAUGGGAGACAUAGUGGCCUGCCUCGGGGUGAGCGAAUCAGGGGCCGGCUCUGAUGUAGCAAGCAUCAAGACUAAAGCUGUGCGCAAAGGAGACGAGUUUGUCAUUAAUGGAGGAAAGAUGUGGACUACUAAUGGCACACAAGCAGACUGGAUGUGCCUCCUGGCCAACACCAGCGAUGACCCUCCACACAAGAACAAAUCCCUUAUCUGCUUACCCAUGAAUCUGCCUGGCGUUCAUAUUCCACGUAAGAUCGAUAAAAUGGGCAUGUGGUCAUCUGAUACAGCAGAAGUGUUUUUCGAUGACGUGCGUGUGUCCUGCAAAAAUGUCAUAGGGCAGGAGGGAAUGGGCUUCACUUACCAGAUGCUGCAGUUCCAAGAGGAGCGACUCUGGGGAGUGGCCAAUAUCCUGACGAUGAUGGAGAAAGUUGUCCAAGAGACCAUUAAUUACACCAGACAGAGGAAGAUCUUCAAUCAGCCGAUUCUGCACCACCAGGUCGUUCACUUCAGGCUGGCUGAGCUGCAAACAGAAAUCGAGCUGUUGCGCUCACUUUUGCAUCGCGCCACAGCUCUGUACAUUAAGGGAAACGAUGUGACAAAGUUGGCGUCGAUGGCCAAGCUGAAGGCAGGACGACUGGCCCGAGAGGUCGGCGACAGCUGCCUCCAGUACUGGGGUGGCAUGGGCUUUACCAGUGGCGUCCUAGUCAGCAGGUUCUACAGGGACUCCAGAUUAAUGUCUAUUGGUGCAGGAGCUGAUGAGGUGAUGCUGUCAAUCAUAUGCAAGUACAUGGACACGCUACCCAGGAAAUGACAUUACUGAUAUAAAUACAAUGUGAAAAAAAGUGCACUUAAAAUGAAUCUAAUGCUAAAUAUAUAUGGAUUAGUAAAAUCCGUUAUAGUAGCAGUUACAACACAGUUUAGAUGAUUUGUAAUUUGCAGUCAGAUAUUGUUGCCUUAAUGAAGACUUGGUUGAUGAAAACCUGACAAAAUUAUAUGUAACAUAUGUAAAUUCUGAGUAUAGUUGUAUAUGAUUACGUUUGUUAAUAUGCAUGAAAAAAAUUGUUUUCACAGUGUUUGACAACAUAAAGGAAAUGUUUAUGUAAUAAUUCUCUCAAAAAUUACAUUUAUUUACAAACUAGUCUGGAAAAACUUAACCAUUAUGUUAACCAUAAAGAGCAGAGGGGUUUGAGCAAGAACUUCAAAAAAAUAAUACAAAACAUUUCUAAAUUA